Molecule: messenger RNA, 1102 nt
Organism: Halteromyces radiatus
Lineage: Eukaryota; Fungi; Mucoromycota; Mucoromycetes; Mucorales; Cunninghamellaceae
Exons: 8
Coding region: 33-1061 (342 amino acids)
Molecular function (GO): protein binding
Source: RefSeq, a predicted model, not a curated record
CCUCUUUCCAAUUUUUUUUCCCUUUGAAUCCAAUGGCACAGAUAACUGACGAAAACGUGACUCAACAAAAGUCAAACAACAACGAGCAAAGUGGACAAGUCGUUGUUAAUACAGAAAUUAUUGACAGUGAUGUAGAUGAAUCCGAUCAGGAAGAAUUGGAACACAAUGAGGAAGAUGUCCUUGACGAUUAUCCACGAGAUGCCGAGGAUAUCGAUCUUAUUCAUUUACGCAUCAGUAGUAUUCCAGCUUUACAGUUGGAACGAUUCCCUAACGUACAGCGUAUUUGUCUUCGUCAAAACUUCAUUAUUGAUAUUGAAGGUUUAGAAAGCGUUCCCGACUUGAAAGAAUUGGACUUAUAUGAUAACAAGAUAUCGCAUAUCAAAGGAUUAAAUCAUCUGAGUCAAUUGACUAGUUUGGACCUCUCCUUCAACAAGAUUAAGCACAUCAAGCAUUUGGAAAAUCUUACUAAUGUCACGGAUUUAUACUUUGUCAGUAACAAAAUCUCCAAGAUUGAAAACUUGGAUAGUUUUGUCAAUGUGACCAACUUGGAACUUGGGGCGAACCGUAUUAGGGUGAUCGAAAACUUGGAUCAUUUGGUGAAUUUGCGGGAACUCUGGUUAGGAAAGAACAAAAUUACAAAACUAGAGAAUUUGAGUAGUUUGAAAAAUUUGCGGUUAUUGAGCAUUCAAAGCAAUCGACUGACGAAGAUUGAAGGAUUAGAAGAAUUGGAAAAUCUGGAAGAAUUAUAUCUUAGUCACAAUGCCAUUGAAAAGAUCGAAGGAUUAGAUAAGAAUAUCAAUUUGACAACAUUGGAUGUUGCUAUGAAUCGAUUGACAAAGAUUGAAAACAUUCAUCAUUUGACAAAAUUGGAAGAAUUCUGGGCAAAUGGCAAUCAAUUUGGAAAUGAAUGUUUUGAUCAACUAUCACAAGAAUUGGGCAAUACCAAAAGUUUGGAAACGGUAUAUCUUGAAGGGAAUCCAAUGCAAACCAACAACCGAGCAACUUAUAGGAACAAAGUUAGAUUAGCAUUACCUGAUAUCAAACAAAUUGAUGCCAAUUGAUUCAAUAAAAGAUGAACGGAGUUUAUUAGUUACGAUGCAUA